Dryobates pubescens (Downy woodpecker) is the source of this 857-nucleotide messenger RNA. RefSeq names its product C-factor. NCBI's taxonomy places the organism in Eukaryota, Metazoa, Chordata, Aves, Piciformes, Picidae. Bases 116 to 550 code for a protein of 144 amino acids. The transcript is spliced from 4 exons. The record is from RefSeq and is a predicted model, not a curated record.
UGCUGCGGUGAAGGUGGUGGAGAGGAAGCUGAACGGCCUGGGCCUGAACUUGCUGAUAAACAACGCCGGCAUCUACACCCCCACGGCCUCGCUGGACACCGUGGGCGCCGAUGACAUGAUAAGGAUCUACCAGACCAAUACCGUGGGGCCAAUGCUGAUGUCCCAGGCCUUCCUGCCCCUGUUGAAGAAGGCUGCCCAAGAGAGCACAGAAAAAGGCCUGAGCUGCAGCAAGGCAGCCAUCAUCAACAUCUCCUCUGUCCUGGGGUCCAUCACGAAGACCCCUGAGACCUUCUUCAAGCCUGUCAUCUCCUACCGUUGCAGCAAGGCUGCCCUCAACAUGCUCACAAAAUGCCAGUCUCUGACCUACAGGGACGCUGGCAUCCUCUGCGUGGCACUUCACCCCGGCUGGGUGAAAACCGACAUGGGCAGCCAGGAGGCUGACCUGCCGGUGGACACCAGCGUGCAGGGGCUGCUGUCUGUGCUGCCCACCCUCUCUGAGAAGCACUGUGGGGCUCUGCUCAACUGGGAAGGUAAAGCCAUUCCUUGGUGACCAGAGGACUUGCCUCUGGGGCUGCAAGGGACCUGUCUGUGCCUCCAGCAAGUGUGCAGGGCAGCCUGUGACCCCUGCCUUCAUCUUGCUGAUCAAUAAAGCCACUUGGUACCUGUGCCUCCUCCUGGCUCUGGUGACCUGCUGAGGCUGGCUCUGCCCUGGCCUGGAGAUGGUCCCUGCCAAAACCAAGCUGGCUCCAGAGCAGGUCUGCCCAGCCUCUGCCAUGCUUCCACCCAGAGCUUGGUGUCUUUGCUGCAGGCUUCUUGGGGGGACUGUUCUGCACCACUGAGCCAUGGCCCUCAGCACC